AGAGAGAGACUGAGACUCUGACAAGCGUUCAACACAAACGGAAUGUCUCCUGGUUGCUGCUUUCGGGUGGCCGUGUGCACUUUGCAGGCUUUAAAAAAAAAUUGUAGCACCCGUUGGACUUGUUUGGAUUUAUGAAUGAAGAAAAGGCACGAAGUAGUACAGCGCAGUAGUACUCAGUCCACUUUGAGUAGAGAGACACAGGAGCUUGGAAGCGAAAGUCCCAAAUGAAAGUCACUUGAGCGUGCGAGCUUCGUUUGUUAUUUAAUUCUAGAAUAAUAUCGUCUUUUUCCCCCUCUAAACAAGACGGUUUCGAUGUGAUUUUGACACCCGAAAGUGGCGAGAGUGGUUUAAGAAUUUUGAAGCGUUCUGGAUGAAGCCGGUACAGAGAAGAGGCUGCCAUGGAAGGUUCUGAAAUCCGACUGUGGACACUGUCAGCUGGGAUGCGGAGUGCACUUGAGCCGUGCCUUUUGACACCAUGAGAACGAAGACAGCUAAAGAGCACGUGACUGCUUGAGUAUCCACCACGAUGUCCUCUUCCUCAUCCGCAAGGAAGCUGACUCCGUGCGAGGCCCUGACCUUUGUCCUGCUGCUCGUCGCUCCCGCCUGCCUGUCGUCUCUGCAGAGCGCUCAGGCUUCUUGGGCUUCUGCGUGGGAUCCUUAUAGUGAAGGCUUGUUGGGCCGUCCUGCACGAACCCGACGCCAGCUGCACUUUAGGAACGAAUGGGCAAGCUGGAGCGGCUGGUCCGUGUGCUCACGAACUUGUGGGACCGGUGCUGCUGUACGUACACGAACCUGCAUCACCAGAAACCCACUGGGCGGACCCUGUGGAGGUGAUCCCAGACAAUACAAGAUCUGCAACACCAAGGAGUGUCCUCCUGGAUCACAAGAGUUCCGAGAGAUGCAGUGUGCCGCUUUCAAUGAGAAACAGUUGGUGACAGGAAACUCCUUCAGAUGGACUACCUUUCAAGGAGGCUCCAACCCCUGUGAGCUCAACUGCCUGGCCUUGGGUCAUAACUUCUACUACAACUUUGGACGUGUGCUUGAUGGCACAGCCUGUGACAAAGUACCCGGUGCUGUGUGUGUCAACGGACGCUGUUUGAAGCCUGGCUGUGACUCCAUCUUGGGUUCAAAGGAGCAAGAGGAUGCCUGCAUGGUCUGUGGAGGGAAAAACACCACCUGCCUUCACCACAGGAGUGUUUACCAGAGCAAUGGCCUGGAGGCAGGUCCCUUUGGAUACAACGAAGUAACCAAGAUACCAGCUGGAGCCACUCACAUCCGAGUCACGGAUAACAGCAGGAAUUAUCUUGCUCUCCAGAAUGGUCACUCCCAGUUUGUCAUCAACGGUAACUGGAAGAUCAGUGUCCCGGGCGAGUACAAUAUAGCUGGAACCAAACUUCUAUACCGGCGCUCAGCUGACACCUGGGAGAGCUUUGAGGUCCCGGGGCCAACACGGGAAGACUUGCGUCUAAUGGUUCUUGCCACAGACAGAAACCCAGGCAUUGAGUAUGAGUACUGGUUACCACCAGACCAGUACGACCUCCACCAUGGGAAGAGGAGUCCACUGCGUCAGGCUCACCACAGUGCCAACUACCUCCCAUGGACGGUACCCAUCAUUGAAACCACCACCACCACAACCACCACCACUACCCGGCCUCCCCCAGUGAGCACCCGUCCCCACUGGUUUGUAAGGCCGCUGAAGCCACCGCGGCACCCUUCCCGCCAUCCCAUUUUGCCUCGUCUGGAACGAGACGAGAACCACAGAAACCUGCUGCCUCAACCCUCGCCUGGAAGGUAUUGUGGGAAAUGCCGCAGGGUUAAGGGUCGAAGAGAGCGCCAGAGGCAGUAUUGCCAGAAGGAUUUUAUUUUUCGGGCCAGAGUCUUGGGGAAGCUGUACAGAGGAGAGGAGACACGUUACGACGUCCAGAUCCUCCAUACGUACCGGAACAGCUUCCGCCUGGAGCACCGCGAGUUCCUUUGGGUCCCGAAUGUGUGUGACUGCCCCAACCUGGAGCAGGGCAAGCAGUAUAUACUGAUGGUGCGCCGACACAUUAACUAUGAGCAUACGCUCAACCGCAUCCUGCUGGAAGAGGAUAGUUACGUGGUACCGUACAGACCCAGAGAGGACGAGCUGGUGCGGCAACUGGAGUGGCUGUGCAACAAAAGAGGACCUCAAUAUCCUGCAGCAUGAACAUGGGAUGCGGCUCAACUUUAGCUUCUCUUGGACGUUCAAAACAAUCAUCAAUCCGAGGCCUGUUGAAUACCAGCGCGUCGUCCCCGAAGAGAAAUGACAAAAUGACCAGAUGAGACGCUCCAUAACAGGAAACCAAAGAGACAUGAGUUUAUUUUAAAAAAGCCUUCGUGGUUUACUAUUCUACAGAGCACUUUAGGUGGACAUCUGCCGCCACCUGUAAACACAUACCAAAGAGCAUUGACUGAAAUAGGCCCACGUCAUUGCUGAUUUUCUAAUCUUUAUUCACAAUAUUAUUAUUAUUAUUUUUUUUUUUGUCAACUUUAAAGAAAAAUCCACCAACAGCGGUAUGCUUUCAAUUGAUUCAAUUGGUUUUGAAUGUCCCCAAUGUCGGCCUUUAAUAAUCAUGCCCAGCCUCGUAAUAUAAACAGUCUGCUAUGGACGCUAAUUGGCUGUAAGCGGUCACAUGAUUUUUUUUCAGACGCCAUCUUGAAGUUCUUCGCUCGCUGUUGCUGCUGUCGAAUUCAAUUUGUUUUCGCGAAUCUUUCAUCAUCUUUCAUCUUUUUUUUUUUUAACAAAUACUGCGAAAAAUGGGCACAUGCUUGGCUGUAAGAUUAAGAUAUCACGCGCGAAGUGGCAAUGACUCGAAGCCCAUGACGAUAAGAGAUGGAAAGUACGAGUCAGUGCCUCACCAGAACGGUUGGAAACCGGACGACAACUCCUGCCUUUGUUUCUAAAUGUAUUAUCCUUUAUUCUCACUGAUGUCAGAAAGAAACACUGAAUAAAAUUCACUAGACAAAGCGUUAA
Molecule: messenger RNA, 2995 nt
Organism: Hippocampus zosterae (dwarf seahorse)
Lineage: Eukaryota; Metazoa; Chordata; Actinopteri; Syngnathiformes; Syngnathidae
Gene: adamtsl5
Product: ADAMTS like 5
Exons: 13
Coding region: 527-2188 (553 amino acids)
Biological process (GO): extracellular matrix organization
Cellular component (GO): extracellular matrix
Molecular function (GO): protein binding; metalloendopeptidase activity
Source: RefSeq, a predicted model, not a curated record